Hevea brasiliensis (rubber tree) is the source of this 2235-nucleotide messenger RNA. RefSeq names its product probable trehalose-phosphate phosphatase F. The record is from RefSeq and is a predicted model, not a curated record. Gene Ontology annotation, molecular function: trehalose-phosphatase activity. Lineage: Eukaryota; Viridiplantae; Streptophyta; Magnoliopsida; Malpighiales; Euphorbiaceae. The transcript is spliced from 12 exons. The coding region runs from base 848 to 2035 and encodes 395 amino acids. Gene Ontology annotation, biological process: trehalose biosynthetic process.
CUAUAAGAGUUCAUCAUUAUUGUAUUCUUUGCUACAUAAUUCUUGUUGUCUUUCUCUAGAGCUUUUAAAAAGAAUGCAAUUUUUGUUAUAUAUGUUUAUGCCUUUUGAUACUAUAGGGAUUCUUGAUUAAUUACCUUCACAUAAAAUUUACCUUUUCUUCAAUAAAACUAAGCAGCCUUGAUUCACCUCUUGAAGAAAAGGAUUUUCCUUGUAAUCUCUGUGUCAGUUCUUUUAUAAUGAGAAUUGAUUUAUAUUUCCUUGUUUAAUACACAAGGUUUCAUUGGCCUUCUUUGCUCCCAAAUUAAGCUCAUGGUUAUUUUUUUCAUAUAUAGCAAGUUUUUUUUUUUUUUAAAUAAAAAAAUCUUAAAUCAAUUUCAUUGCAGACUGUCAUUUUGAUUAAUGCGUAGUAGGACCCCAGUUAGUACUUGUUAAAACAUGGCGUUUUUUCAACCUGCAAAAUUUUUAUCUCAACAAGGGAAUAUUGAUUAAACUUGGCUCUUUUCUUAUUGAACUCAGCAGACAUUUGGUGCAUUUUAUAGGAGCUACAUACCAUAACUUUCUCAAGGAUCCCUGUGUAGAUAAUGAUCAGCCACCUGCUAUAAAUGCGUUGUACCUCUGGGGAUGAGAAGCAGUUUUCAGGAAGCCGAUGCUUGAUGGACUGCUUUCCCAGCAGUAGUGACAAGAAAACAUUGAAGAGGUGGUUUUUCAUCGAUAAAAGAGUUGGCUAAAAAGUACCGUGUCUACGCCUAAGGUGCAUAUAUCUGUGUUUUGGCUGGGUGGCUAUUAGUAUCCAACACUUGAUUUUAUUACACUUUGGAAGUGCUUUAUAAGUAGUAUUCUGGAUUCAAUGGACAUGAAGUCAAAUAAUUCAUCUCCAGUUCUCACUGAUCCUGCACCAAUAAACAAGUCAAGACUCGGCAUCCAUUCUAAUCUGCUGCCUUACCCACAAUCUGGAGCUUCUUUUUCCUCUGGCAAGCACAUAAAUAUUCCGAGAAAAAAACCAGGAAAGCUUGAUGAUGUUCGCUCUAAUGGAUGGCUGGAUGCCAUGAAAUCCUCAUCUCCUCCUCGUAAGAAGCUCAUUAAGGAUUUCAACUUUGACGUUGCUGCAGAUGACACUGACGUUGCUUACUUCUCCUGGAUGCUUAAGUACCCAUCAGCACUUAACUCGUUUGAGCAAAUUACAAAUUUUGCAAAAAACAAGAAGAUAGCAAUAUUUCUAGAUUAUGAUGGGACUCUUUCUCCAAUAGUUGAUGACCCAGAUCAGGCCCUUAUGUCUGAUGAUAUGCGUUCUGCUGUAAGAAAUGUUGCAAAGUAUUUUCCAACAGCAAUUAUUACUGGAAGAAGCCGUGAUAAAGCAUAUGAGUUGGUAGGACUAACAGAACUAUAUUAUGCUGGUAGUCAUGGAAUGGACAUCAUUGGCCCUAUCAAUAAGGCAGUGUCCAAUGACCAUCCAAAUUGUAUUAAAUCCACUGACCAACAAGGCAAGGAAGUAAAUCUGUUCCAGCCUGCUAGAGAAUUUAUACCUAUGAUCGAUGAGGUUUUUAGAACCCUUGUGGAGAACACUAAAGAAAUCAAAGGUGCAAUAGUUGAGAAUCACAAGUUUUGUGCUUCUAUACAUUACCGUAAUGUAGAUGAGAAGAACUGGCCAACUAUUGCACAAUGUGUGCAUGAUAUUCUAACACAGUAUCCUCGUUUACGUCUAACUCAUGGCCGGAAGGUUUUAGAGGUCCGUCCUGUGGUUGACUGGAAUAAAGGGAAAGCAGUUGAAUUUCUGCUUGAAUCUCUUGGCCUCAGUAACAGGGAUGAUGUGCUCCCAAUUUACAUUGGUGAUGACCGAUCUGAUGAAGAUGCAUUCAAGGUGUUGAGAGAAGGAAAUCAAGGUUAUGGCAUUCUAGUGUCUUCUGUACCCAAAGAAACCAAUGCAUAUUACUCCCUAAGGGAUCCAGCAGAGGUAAUGAAAUUUCUGUCAUCGCUGGUGAGAUGGAAGAAGCUAGGAGAGGGGGCACGCUCCAUGAACAAUAGAUGGAGUAUUUAAUAUAAUAGCAAUAGACAUUUAAUUUUAAAUUUUACGGAUAUAAAAGGACUUUUUUGUUUUUUUUUUCUGCAGACAGGUCUAAACCUGUUCAUUUUCUCAACCGAGUCUGACAUUAUGUUAUUAACAUAUAUAAAUCACUAGUUGUAAGGUUGAAUUUUGUUAAUGUCUUUUUGCUUUAUGAUUAGCUUUAUCUUGCACAA